AUGUCUUAUAUGCUUACACUUGCGGAUUCUUCACUCUUCUCCAUGUUACAUCACUCAUUAGAAAUAAAUAGCUCUAAUUUUUCUACAGGCUUAUGUAAAUCAAACAAAGACUAUUCUAUCUACAAAGGGUUUAGGCAACAAAGAAUUUCAAUCUUUAGGAAGAAAGCUUCCAUCACAAAAGCUGUGGCAAUUCCAGCGGAAAACACUGAUGAAUACAGAAAACAACAAUGUGAACGUUACGGUUUUAAGAAAAUUGGAGAACCACUUCCUGAUAAUGUUACGUUGAAGGAUAUCAUCAAUUCCUUACCCAAGAAGGUGUUCGAGAUAGAUGAAAUGAAAGCAUGGACAAGAGUAUUGAUAUCGGUGGCGUCUUACGCAUUGGGAUUAUUUUUUAUUUCAAAAGCGCCUUGGUAUCUACUUCCUCUCGCUUGGGCGUUUGCAGGAACAGCAGGAACCGGGCUUUUUGUUAUAGGGCAUGAUUGUGCUCACAAAUCAUUUUCAAAGAAUAAGUUAGUAGAAGACAUUGUUGGAACUUUGGCUCUUUUGCCUCUAAUUUAUCCAUACGAAUCGUGGAGAUUUAAACAUGACAAACAUCAUGCUAAAACUAACAUGUUGUAUGAAGAUACAGCAUGGCAUCCGGUUUGGAAAGAAGAUUUUGAUUCAAAUCCAGUUUUGCGGAAAGCACUCGUAUAUGGAUUGGGUCCUUUGCGUCCUUGGAUGUCUAUAGCACACUGGCUUAUUUGGCAUUUUGAUUUGAACAAGUUCAGACCAAAUGAAGCAAAGAGAGUGAAGAUAAGUAUAGCUGCUGUGUUUGGUUUUAUAGCAAUUGGAUGGCCUUUGAUUAUUUACGCCACGGGGUUGAGUGGUUGGUUUAAAUACUGGUUGAUGCCGUGGAUGGGCUAUCACUUCUGGAUGAGUGUUUUCACUGUGGUGCAUCACACGGCACCACACAUACCAUUCAAAUACUCUCAGGACUGGAAUGCUGCACAAGCACAGCUUAAUGGAACAGUUCAUUGUGAAUAUCCUAAAUGGGUUGAGUUCCUCUGCCAUGAUAUCAAUGUUCAUAUUCCUCACCAUGUGUCUCCGAAGAUACCAAGCUAUAACUUACGUGCAGCGCACGAGUCGCUACAGCAAAAUUGGGGUAAGUAUAUGAAUGAGGCUAGAUGGAAUUGGAGAUUGAUGAAGACAAUCAUGACGGAAUGUCAUGUGUAUGAUAAGGAGAAAAAUUAUGUUGCAUUUGAUGAACUUGACCCUAAAGAAUCUCGUCCUAUUACAUUUUUGAGGAAACUCAUGCCUCAAUAUGCAUGA
Vicia villosa (hairy vetch) is the source of this 1308-nucleotide messenger RNA. Its product is annotated as omega-6 fatty acid desaturase, chloroplastic-like. The transcript has 6 exons. Lineage: Eukaryota; Viridiplantae; Streptophyta; Magnoliopsida; Fabales; Fabaceae. Gene Ontology annotation, biological process: lipid metabolic process. Gene Ontology annotation, molecular function: oxidoreductase activity. Bases 1 to 1308 code for a protein of 435 amino acids. The record is from RefSeq and is a predicted model, not a curated record.